GUCCGAUACAAGGAGCAAGGAGGUCGCUACUUUCUUGUGAGAUUUCGCUGAAAUUACAAUGAUAGAUCGAGUUCCAAGAUUCCAAACCUUGCUACAGGAUCUAAAUCAGCCUUAGAACACAGGACGGUUUGGAAACAAUCACCUGAAAUACUCAUACCCACUGCAGUAGAGGUUGGUUACUGCAGUGUGUUAAUCGAGUCCGAGCCCAACGAGCUGCAAAGUAUUCGACAGCUCACAUCAUAUCGUCCACGUCCUAGGGAUCUGGCUCAAUUCGUCACCCUGUUGCAUUUGCCUUGUGCUUUAUCGGGCUACCUCGGCACACGCUCCAUCAGAAAAUCGAGGCUAUUCGCGAAGCGGGCUUUGACGGUAUUGAGCUCUCUUUUCCCGGACUCCAAGCUUACGCAAGCCGGCAUUUUGGCCGCGACAUCGCCGAAGAUGAUUACAGCUCUUUGUGCGAGGCCGCGAAGGCAGUCCAUGACAUGUGCAUCGGGCACGGCUUGAAAAUCCUUGUCCUCCAGCCGUUUUCCAACUUUGAAGGCUGGCCAGAGGGAAGCCAGCAACGCCAAGCGGCUUUUGCGAGGGCAAAGGCAUGGAUCGACAUCAUGGAGGCCGCUGGCACCGACAUGUCGCAAGUUGGGUCAUCUGACUCAACGGACAUGUCCAAGGACAUGGACCAGAUUGCCGCAGAUCUUGGAUGUUUGGCCGAUAUGUUGGCAGCACGGGGGUUUCGACUUGCUUAUGAGAACUGGUGCUGGGCGACCUGCGUCCCGACCUGGAAGGACGUCUGGUCCACCAUAAAGAAAGCCAGCCGGCCAAACAUUGGCCUCUGCCUUAAUACCUUUCAAACGGCAGGAGGCGAAUGGGGAGAUCCGACCACGACCUCGGGAAGAAUCGAGGCUGAGGGAAUCACGGCGGUUGAUUUGGCAAGGACCUACACGGCCAGCCUCGAUGAGCUGUCAAGAACGGUGCCGGGCGACAAGAUCUACUUUUUGCAGAUCAGCGAUGCGUACCGUACGGACCCGCCUCUCGAUCCCGCACCAUCCUCGAGUUCUGGGCUCAGACUUCGGGGUCGAUGGAGUCACGAGCAUCGACCGCUCCCGUAUGUCCUACCCCUCUGUGUGCUCCAUGCUCUUGGCAGCCCAGUGGAGGAUGAUGAAGUAGGCACCGCUCAAAGUCCUAUCACUAUCCCGGACGAUAGCCCGGCCCGAGCCUCUGCAACUCAGCAAUCACCUCCGGUGUCGUUCGAGUCGAGUUUCCCGGCGACUCAGACUUUCGAUGUCGCAACGCAUCCUGCGGGACGGCCAACACCCGCACGACACCAAUUCAUCUUACCAGCUCCAGCACGAGGGGGGGCAUUGGAAAGGGCACCCCCCGCCCCCGGUGGUCGCCCGUUUUCACAAAUACCCCCGAGACAUGGCCAUCCUCCUUCCGGUUUUGUGUCUCACCAGCUAUCAGGCAGGCCGAAAGGCCGGGGCUACGACAUGGAUAGUAGACACAGCAGACCAGUUUGUCCUGGUGGGAAUGCCCAAAAACCACCCAACGCGCGAAGGUCAGGUUCAUAGUUGCGACCUCCAAUCCAC
Molecule: messenger RNA, 1580 nt
Organism: Parathielavia appendiculata
Lineage: Eukaryota; Fungi; Ascomycota; Sordariomycetes; Sordariales; Chaetomiaceae
Product: xylose isomerase-like protein
Exons: 2
Source: RefSeq, a predicted model, not a curated record